This is a messenger RNA of Musca vetustissima, 1818 nucleotides long. It is a transcript of the gene cactin, whose product is annotated as splicing factor Cactin. The record is from RefSeq and is a predicted model, not a curated record. The coding region runs from base 37 to 1818 and encodes 593 amino acids. Gene Ontology annotation, biological process: mRNA cis splicing, via spliceosome. Lineage: Eukaryota; Metazoa; Arthropoda; Insecta; Diptera; Muscidae. The transcript has a single exon. Gene Ontology annotation, cellular component: cytoplasm; spliceosomal complex. Gene Ontology annotation, molecular function: protein binding.
UCCUCCUCAGCUUCUUCAUCAUCGGAAGAUGAAUCCAUGCCGAAAAACAUCCAACUCUUAAAAGCUUUGGAGGAGAGGCGUCUAAUGGAAGAGCGAGAAAAAAAGCGUCUAAAGGAGGAAAUGAAAGCAAAAGAAACUCCCGAACAGAAACGUGAACGACGAUUGCGGGAGAAAGAAGCCAAGGAAUUGAGGCGCAAACAACGCAUGGGCUGGGACAAUGAAUAUCAAACCUACACCGAUCAAGACAAUCCUUUUGGUGAUUCAAAUCUAACAUCCACAUUUGUUUGGUCGAAAAAGUUGCAGAAGCAGGGUUUGAAAGAUGCUCCCCUCCAAACUGUUGAAGCCAUCAACCGGCAAAAACAGCUGGAGAACAAAAUUGAAUUGGAAAAGGUGAAGAAGAGGCGAUUGGAACGAGAACGGGAACGACAACAACGGGAAGAGGAAAUGAUUUUGCAGCAAAGAGAAAAGGAAGCCGCACAAUUCCAUGAAUGGGAAAAACAAGAAGAUCAAUUCCACUUGGAACAAGCUCGUCUCAGAAGUGAAAUUCGCAUCCAAGAUGGUCGGGCAAAGCCUAUCGAUUUACUGGCCCAAUACAUCAACGAUUCCAAACUGGAAGAUGCAAUUGAAAUGCAAAUGCAUGAGCCUUACUUUGUUCUCAAUGGAUUAAAUAUAAAAGAUCUGGAGGAUCUGUUGGUCGACAUUAAGGUCUAUAUAGAACUGGAGAAAGGAGAACAUAUAGACUUCUGGAACGACAUGACAAUUAUCGUCGAAGAUGAAUUGCAAAAACAGAGGAAACAGGCAGAACUUGAUGAGGCUGUAAGUUCUCGCCGUGAAGGAAUACAUGAAAGUGUGGUCAAAGAUGUCUCGGCCACGUUCCGUAACAAAACUAUAGCCCAGUUGGAUGAGCUAAGGGCGAAAAUUGAAAGUAAAAUUGAGUCUCGAACGGAAGGUGUUGACAUAAGUUAUUGGGAGAAUAUUUUAUCUCAGCUAAAAGCUCAUAUGGCUCGGGCACGACUAAGGGAUCAUCAUCAAAAGAAAUUGCGCGAGAAGCUGGACUUGCUGAAAACAACAUCAGUCAAGGAAGAAGCAAAGGAAAAUAGUUCCACGGAAUCGCCACAUCAUACGGACAAUAAAGACGAAGAAAGCAACGAUGCCGGCACAGAAGUCUUUGAAAGCGAUUGUUUCGCAUUAUACGAUGAAGGAGGAUAUAGCCCAACGUAUAUACCCUUCGAAAAUCAAGGAUCACUUAAUGUUGUGGACGAAGAGGACGAUGAAAUUAAUUUGAAUACGAUGAGACAACAGUUGCUGGAAAUGAACCAAGAGUCGAGCAUGACUCAAGAAUUGGCCAGCAUGCGCCAAGAGGCACGCAAAGGAAUGUCUAGCGACGAAGUUGAGUUCUCCGUUGAAAUGCCCUGCGACAACUCAUUGGCCAUACAAUUGGCAACGGAUAAAUAUCGACCACGUAAACCUCGAUAUUUCAAUCGUGUACACACCGGUUUCGAAUGGAACAAGUACAAUCAGACCCAUUACGAUAUGGAUAAUCCGCCGCCGAAAAUUGUCCAGGGCUAUAAAUUCAAUAUAUUUUAUCCCGACCUGAUUGAUAAAUCGAAAACUCCACAAUAUUUUCUCACCCAGUGUGAAGAUAAUCCAGAUUUUGCAAUUUUACGAUUUCGUGCUGGGCCACCUUAUGAAGAUAUUGCCUUUAAAAUUGUUCAUCGUGAAUGGGAGUUCAGCUAUAAGAGAGGUUUCCGUUGCCAAUUUCAUAAUAACAUAUUUCAAUUGUGGUUCCAUUUCAAACGUUACCGCUAUCGUAGAUAA